CGCGGAGAACACCAGGAAGUUCCAUAACACAGACAGACUUUCAUAAUAAUCCAGAUUUAUGAUCUCACGCUGAUGGAUUUCGGGAAGGAGCGAGUGGUCGCGCUGGUGGACAUGGACUGCUUCUAUGUGCAGGUGGAGCAGAGACUGAAGCCCGAGCUGAAGAACAAACCCUGCGUUGUGGCGCAGUACAAGACCUGGAAAGGCGGAGGCAUUAUAGCGGUGAGUUACGAGGCCAGAGCUCAUGGAGUCGGCAGGAACAUGUUCGCGGAUGAUGCCAGAAAGCUGUGUCCAGAUCUGCAGGUGGCUCGGGUCCCAGAGGCUCACGGGAAGGCGGAUCUCACACACUACAGGGAGGCGAGUGUGGAGGUGAUCGAGGUGAUGUCCCGCUUCGCUGUGAUCGAGAGAGCCAGCAUUGACGAGGCCUAUAUGGACCUGACGGCCAGCGUUCAGGAGCGCCUGAAGAACACCAGUGUGCAGGACAUCACGGCGCAGCAGCUGAAGAACACACACAUUCAGGGUUUCCCUACACAGCAGGAGAACACACACCUGGACAGAGAUGCGCAGCGGGCCGCAGGUCUGCAGCAGUGGCUGGAUCUUCUGUCCUCCAGCACUGAAUCUUCACCUGCGGAUCUGCGUCUGGCCGUCGGGGCUCUGAUAGUGGAGCAGAUGAGGGCUGCUGUGGAGGAACACACCGGGUUUCGCUGCUCCGCCGGUAUCUCACACAACAAGGUGUUGGCCAAGCUGGCAUGCGGACUAAACAAACCCAAUCGCCAAACCGUGUUGCCGCUGAGCUCCGUUCCUCAACUCUUCAGCACUCUUCCCAUCAGCAAAAUUCGUAAUCUGGGAGGGAAGCUGGGCUCGUCCAUCACGGAGACUCUGAGUGUGGAGAACAUGGGAGAUCUGACCCGGUUCAGCAGAGCCCAGCUGGAGCAGCACUUCGGGGACAAGACCGGGCCGUGGCUCUAUGAUCUGUGUCGAGGGAUUGAGUUUGAGCCGGUGAAGCCUCGUCAGCUGCCCAAAUCCAUCGGCUGCAGCAAGAACUUCGCUGGGAAAACCUGCCUGCGCACAAAACAACAGGUUCAGUACUGGCUCCAUCAGCUGGCUCUAGAGUUAGAGGAGAGACUCAAUAAAGACAGAGAUGUGAACGGUCGAGUGGCCCGGCAGCUGACGGUGGGUGUGCGUCAGGCUGGAGGUCAGAGGUCAGGCAGUUUCUCGCGCUGCUGUGCUCUCGUGCGCUAUGAUGCGAUGAAGAUGACCAACGACAGCCUGACCAUCAUCAAGAGCCUGAACACUGCUGGAGCACACCAGGAGGCCUGGUCUCCAGCGCUGACUCUUCUCCAUCUGUCCGCCAGUAAGUUCAGCGACGCUCCCUCAUCCUCAUCUGCAGGAAUAACCGGCUUCCUGAGCAGCGACGCGGCUUCAUCUCCAUCACAGAGCUCCAGCAGCCAGCGGAGCCCGAUGGAGAGACCAGCGCAGAAGAGGAAACGACAGCAGGACCAGCGCCAGCGCGAGAACACCACUAGUAUAUCCGCAUUCUUCCAGAGGAAGAGCCUGGAGAAACAGGAGAUCCAGAACUCUCUCUGCCCUGGAGAUCAGAGCACGAGUGCUUCAGGAGAACAUGCAUGCGGAGAUACAGCCGCUCAGAAAACCACAGCAAUCUCCACAUUCCUCCAGAGAGAGAGCCUGGAGAAACAGGAGAUCCAGAACGUCAGCCUCGAUGAUGAAGACCAGAGCGUUUGUGCUCCAGAAGAAAACACAUGCAGGGAGAAACCUGCAGGAAUCUCCACGUCCCUCCAGAUGAAGAGUCUGGAGAAACACCAGAUCCAGAACUCUCUCUGUGUUGGAGAUCAGAGCGUUCGGGCUCCAGGAGAAAACCCACCCAGAGAGCAAACCUCUGAUGAAAGCCCUGCAGGAAUCUCCUCGUUCUUCCAGAUGAAGAGUCUGGAGAAGCACAGGAUCCAGAACUCUCCCUGCACUGGAGAUCCUAACAUCCGUGCUCCAGCAGAAAACACAUCCAGAGACCAAACGUCUGAGAGAAGCACGUCAGGAAUGUCCGGCUGUUUCCAGCAGGCUGUGGCUCCUGCAGGCGAGCGUGUGUGUUCUCCAGCAGAGGAGGAUCUGCAGGUGUGCGAGCGCUGCGGGAUGAAGGUGCUGGUCUGGGAGUUUCCAGAACACGCUGAUUAUCACUUCGCUCUGGACCUGCAGAAGUCCUUCUCUUCGGGGUCUCCGAGCCAGAUGAAGACCCCGAGCGGCUCGCAGGCUAAAAGAGCCCGAGUUCAGGAACCCCGCGGCACGCUGCACAGCUUCUUCAAGAAGACCUGAGGAUCUUCACUGCACUUCUCCAGCAUCAGGUUUGAGCCCUUCGUGUUGUUGACAUAAUAAAUAAGCCGAUGUUGUACAGAAUCGCGGUUCAUAAGCCAUGUUUAUUCCUCUUCAGUCAGUGAAACGUCUUCAUUUACACAUUUAUGUCACCAACUGAGUUUCUUCUGUCGAACACUAAAGAAGAUAUUUUGAAGAAUGUUGGAAACCUGUAACCAUUGACGAACAUUGUGUUUGUUUUUCCUCCUAUCAAGCUGAAAGUUUAUUUUUAAAGCACUUUUCCCCCAAAACAGGCGCAUCAGAUGAACAAAACUAUAUAAUUAAAAAAUAAAACGUUGAGAAAUAUCCUCA
Molecule: messenger RNA, 2670 nt
Organism: Danio rerio (zebrafish)
Lineage: Eukaryota; Metazoa; Chordata; Actinopteri; Cypriniformes; Danionidae
Gene: polh
Product: polymerase (DNA directed), eta
Biological process (GO): DNA damage tolerance; DNA repair; error-prone translesion synthesis
Cellular component (GO): site of double-strand break; nucleus
Molecular function (GO): DNA-directed DNA polymerase activity; damaged DNA binding; magnesium ion binding
Source: RefSeq, marked validated